AUGCUCUCAUCAGCACUGCUCACAGUCGCCGGAGCGGCGCUGGCGUCCGCGCACAUUGUUAUCACGUAUCCCGGGUGGAGAGGCAACAACCUAAUUACGAACGAGUCGUUCCCAUAUGGCAUGCAAUGGAUGUAUCCAUGCGGUGGAAUGGAAGCGACAGCAAACAGGACGUACUGGCCGACAGUAGGCGGCGCCAUCGCCUUCCAGCCGGGCUGGUUCCAGGGACACGCAACGGCCAUGAUCUACAUCAACAUGGGCUUCGGCACCGAAGGACCCGAGCUCGGACCGAAAGGCGGGCCCCCGAACAUGAGCUUCCCCAUGAUCACUCCCUUCCAGAUUCUCGGCCCCACAAAGAACCCCUAUCCGGGCACCGUCUGCUUGCCGCAGGUGCCGCUGCCCGCCAACACGGUUGUCAAGCCUGGCGAUAAUGCCACCAUCCAGGUGGUCGAGUUGGCGGUUCAUGGCGCCGCUCUCUACUCCUGUGUCGAUAUCACCUUUGUCGAGCCCGGCGACCCGCGCCUGGCAGAGGUUAACGAGACCAACUGCUUCAACACCACCGAGAUUGGCGUCGCUGAUAUCUACUCAAUCACUCUCCGCGCAUCGGGCCAGACAGUGAAUGGUGCGACCAGCGGCGCCGGGCGCACAUUCCGGGUCGGUGGCAAUGUGCUUGCCUAUAUCGGGUAUCUUCCUCUGCUAGUGGGCGGGCUGUGGGCGCUACUGUGA
This is a messenger RNA of Canariomyces notabilis, 723 nucleotides long. RefSeq lists its product as uncharacterized. NCBI's taxonomy places the organism in Eukaryota, Fungi, Ascomycota, Sordariomycetes, Sordariales, Chaetomiaceae. The transcript is spliced from 3 exons. The coding region runs from base 1 to 723 and encodes 240 amino acids. The record is from RefSeq and is a predicted model, not a curated record.